Messenger RNA from Manihot esculenta (cassava), 832 nucleotides. Its product is annotated as 50S ribosomal protein L18. Gene Ontology annotation, cellular component: ribosome. The transcript has 5 exons. Lineage: Eukaryota; Viridiplantae; Streptophyta; Magnoliopsida; Malpighiales; Euphorbiaceae. The coding region runs from base 254 to 667 and encodes 137 amino acids. Gene Ontology annotation, molecular function: 5S rRNA binding; structural constituent of ribosome. The record is from RefSeq and is a predicted model, not a curated record. Gene Ontology annotation, biological process: translation.
AUCUGAUUUCCCUCUCUGUUCCCUCUUUCUUUUUCGACCUCUCUUCUCUCUCUCUCUCACUGCUCCUGCUACUGUGACAACAUCGUUUGUCGUCCGGCUAUCUAUCCGUCCUUUGUCCGGCUGUCCGGCUGUCCGUCUGUAGCAACCUGUCGUCCUUCGUCUCUUGUACCAAUACUUCAGAUUUGCUGUUGCCAUUUAAGCAACAUUGCAUUUUAUUCUGGGGCAUUUAUUUAGGUUUCACCAUCUACGCAGUAUGGCUCUUAUGAGUGUUCCUGCCCUCCAAUUCAAGACUUGUGAUAUCUUUGGGAAUCACUCAAAAGCUUUUAAUUUUCUUCCUAUUCAAACUACCAAAUUUCAGAUGAUGACAUUGGUGGCAAAUCAAAGGGCAAAUACUCGAAAAGAAAGUGCAAAAACCAUAAACAUAAGAAGGCGAAAGAAGUUUAACGGCACAUCUACAAAACCAAGGCUGUCAGUUUUCUGUUCAACUAAGCAGUUAUACGCUAUGCUGGUAGAUGACCAAAACAAAAAGUGUUUAUUUUAUGGGAGCACUUUGCAGAAAUCUUUACGCGACAAUCCCCCUCGAAGCAAAAUGGUGAGUGCUCCAUCAAGAUUAGAAAAGCAGGCAAUGAGAGGAAGCUGCAGAAUGCCUUGGAGAAGAACUUGUUAAGGCUUGUGUAAAUCUUAAUAUUAAUGAAAUAUCAUCUUAUGAUUGCAAUGGUUAUCCUCGCGGAGAAAGAAUAGAAGCGUUUGAGAUUGCAAUUUCUCGGCAUGGUUUUUUACCAAGAUAGUUAUGUAACAAAUUCUGCAUAUAUAUAUUAUUCUUUCACCAAUA